This is a messenger RNA of Volvox carteri f. nagariensis, 402 nucleotides long. RefSeq names its product ribosomal protein L14 component of cytosolic 80S ribosome and 60S large subunit (gene rpl14). The coding region runs from base 1 to 402 and encodes 133 amino acids. Gene Ontology annotation, biological process: ribosomal large subunit biogenesis; translation. The transcript is spliced from 3 exons. Gene Ontology annotation, molecular function: RNA binding; structural constituent of ribosome. Lineage: Eukaryota; Viridiplantae; Chlorophyta; Chlorophyceae; Chlamydomonadales; Volvocaceae. Gene Ontology annotation, cellular component: ribosome; cytosolic large ribosomal subunit. The record is from RefSeq and is a predicted model, not a curated record.
AUGCCGUUCAAGCGCUACGUUGAGAUUGGCCGCGUGGCCCUCAUCAACUACGGGCCUGAGUUCGGCAAGCUGGUAGUCAUCACUGAUGUUAUUGACCAGAACAGGGCUCUCGUGGACUUCCCCGACCAGGAGCGCCGUGUGGUAAACUUCAAGCGCCUGGCGCUUACAGACUUCAAGGUGGAUAUUAAACGCCAUGCGCCAAAGAAGGACCUGAAGAAGGCCCUUGUUGAGGCUGACGUGGUCGCCAAGUUCAAGGCGUCGUCUUGGGGCCAGAAGCUGGCCAAGCAGGCGGCAAAGGCCGAGAUGACGGACUUCGACCGCUACAAGGCCACCGUCGCCAAGGCCAAGAAGGCCCGUGCCGUUCGCAAGGUCUUCAACAGCCUGAAGAAGUCGGCCAAGUAA